Molecule: messenger RNA, 840 nt
Organism: Aspergillus ochraceoroseus IBT 24754
Lineage: Eukaryota; Fungi; Ascomycota; Eurotiomycetes; Eurotiales; Aspergillaceae
Product: putative GPI anchored protein
Exons: 2
Coding region: 10-840 (276 amino acids)
Source: RefSeq, a predicted model, not a curated record
CUGGAGAACAUGUGGCACAUCAAUCGAGUCAGCAUGGGCUCCUCCUCAUCCCCAUCCCCAAAGACCAAAAUCUCCUCCAUACACCGUCAUCUCCUCUAUCUUCUGUCGUUCUCUGCCGCUGCAUCGCUCGCAAAUGAUCUUGGAUCCUCGGGGCAGUCUACUCUCGAUCUCAACCGGUUCCUGAACCCACAUGACCAGGUAGUUCUGAAGGGGGGUCCGGACUUUGACUACGGUGUGUCCCAGGCUGGGGACGAUCUUGUUUCUCCCAGCAACCAGGCCGAAGCUAGCUCCCACGUCGACCUCGUCGUCCAUCGCUGCGAAGAAGGACAUUCCUGCGUGGCAGGUGAACAGUGCUGUCAGGGUGGCUGCAUUCCCGAGUCCCACGACUGCUGCUCGGCAAGCCAGCACUGCUUCCCUGGGGAUUACUGCUUCUUCUACGAAGGGAUAGUUCGCUGUUGUCCAGAAGGAAUGAGCUGCUCGCAGAUGAGCGAGGACGUGGCCUGGGAACAGACAGUAUACUGGUACGAGGAGGUGCAUGUUGUGGAAGAGAACAGCGAGGAGCGAUUUACGUCGCAGCGUCUGGAAAGCUCUGUGCGGCAGACUACCACAAGCAUUACUGUGUCGGCGUCAUAUACCAACGAGGCAAGCUCUUCCUUGUCUGCUCUGAGUUCCAGUGUGUAUUAUGCCGCGCAAACGUCACCGGAGCUGCACUCCAUACCUACGCGGACUAGCACCGUGACCAGGGUUCCGACGAGUUCUAGCACCAGAGAUGUUCUGCGGACAUCCGCACCUCAGGGGACAGGGUCUCCUGAGAAGUUUAUAACUAGAGUCUGGAGAUAG